AUGGAGAUACCCAAUAGGACUGUGGUGCAGGAAUUCAUUUUGCUUGGCUUUGGAACUGGGCAGAGGGAACGCUUCCUACUCCUUGUUUUUUUCACCAUUCUCUACAUACUCACUUUGGGUGAGAACAUCAUCAUGACUGCACUGGUGCUUCUAGAUUCCCGCUUGGCUCAGCAUCCCAUGUAUAUCCUUCUAGGCAACUUCUCCUGGCUGGAGACAUGCUAUGUGAGCACCACUGUGCCCCGUAUGCUCUUUGACCUGGCAUCCCCGCAUGGGAUCAUCUCCUUUCGUGACUGUUUCCUCCAAUUCUACAUCUUCUUCUCACUUGGAAAUACAGAAUGUUUCUUCCUCUCAGCCAUGGCCUUGGACCGGUAUUUGGCCAUCUGCCACCCUCUGCACUACCCACAACUGAUGUCCCAAAAUUCCUGUUAUGCCCUGGUGGUUGCUUGCUGGGUCCUAGGCUUCUUGUGGUACCCAGUUCCAGUGAUUUUGCUCUCCAAGUUGUCCUUUUGUGGUCCCAACAUCAUUGAUCAUUUUUUAUGUGACCCUGGGCCAAUAAUCUCACUGGCCUGCCCCCCAUUAGGAAAUGUUCCUCAUAUCUGCCAGGUUUUAAUGAACACCAUCUUUCUAGUCAAUGUCUUUUGUGUUAUGUUUUCCUACAGCAUUGUUAUUGUUACCUUAAUGAAAACUUCCAACCAAGGCAGUCGUAGGAAGUCUUUCUCUACCAUAUUGAUGCACCUGCUGGUCGUGACACUUUUCUACGGAUCCAUAGCAGGGAUGUACUUAGCUCCAGGUGGAGAAAAUCAGUCAGAGGUGACUAAGGCAGUAACACUCUUCUACACGGCCAUCACACCCUUUCUCAAUCCCUUGAUUUACUGUCUGAGGAACGAUCAGGUGAAGGAGGCACUAGGUAGAUUGUGGAGAAGAAAGGUGAGAUGGCGGCAGUCAAAGGUGACAAUGUAA
Hemicordylus capensis (graceful crag lizard) is the source of this 960-nucleotide messenger RNA. RefSeq names its product olfactory receptor 11H6-like. The record is from RefSeq and is a predicted model, not a curated record. Gene Ontology annotation, biological process: G protein-coupled receptor signaling pathway. Bases 1 to 960 code for a protein of 319 amino acids. Gene Ontology annotation, cellular component: membrane. The transcript has a single exon. Gene Ontology annotation, molecular function: olfactory receptor activity; G protein-coupled receptor activity. NCBI's taxonomy places the organism in Eukaryota, Metazoa, Chordata, Lepidosauria, Squamata, Cordylidae.